AUGUCCGACGCACAAACACGCUCUCAAACAGCCUUGAAGGAGUCAAUUCUUGGAGAAAUUGAAUCUGCCCUAGGUCCUCGCCUUGAAGAGAUGUACAACCGCCAUAAUGAUCUGGAGGAAAAGAUGGACAAACAGCUCCACAAGAUAGAUAAAGACUUAGCUGGUAUGUUCGACGCGAUUCGUUCGUUGUCCGAUAACGUCGCUUCUUCGUCGCCUAAUCCCUCUCCUGACAACAACUCACCAUCGUUCUCACCUCCCGGACCUACUACUACUCAUGAUUCCCACCGUCCUCGCCCUACUCCUUCUACACCUUACUCAGGAAUGACACGACUUGCUAAGAUAGAGUUCCCAAGGUUUUCUGGUGAUCGAUUUCAAGAGUGGCUCUUUCAAGCCGAACAAUUCUUCUCCAUUGACAACACACCGGAAGACUUGAAAGUCAACAUCGCUUCAGUUCACUUCGAUGGUCUUGCCGCUAAUUGGCAUCAAUCGAUUGUGCAAUCUGAACUUGGUCAAUCGGUUCUCUCUAGCUGGCCCGCUUACAAACUACGACUACACGAACGUUUUGAAGAUAUUUUGGACGACCCUAUUCUAGAGUUAAAGCGUUUACAAGAGACUAACGGCAUCGUUGAGUACCAUGGCCGGUUUGAACUCUUGCGUACUCGAGUGAACUUCUCUGAAGAUUAUUUAGUUCGCCAUUACUUAGCUGGUCUCCAAACAGAAACGCAGAUGCAUGUGCGCAUGUUCCAACCAACCUCUGUUCGUCAGUGCUUACUUCUUGGGAGGUUGUAUGAACAAGCUCAUCCCAAGAAACCUCAGUUCUUUCGUCGAAAGGAUUCAGAGAUGCGACCUACACAAGUGGAGAAAACGCCUGAAAAGGAAUACGCUCCUCAGAAGUUUCUUACUAAUGCCGAGAUGGUUCAACGUCGGAAGGAUGGCUUAUGUUAUUACUGUCCUGAAAACCUUCAAGGAGUUGCCCUUAAUUUCAGCGUAGAGCGUAAGAAAUUCGUCAGGUUUUAA
Messenger RNA from Microthlaspi erraticum, 1017 nucleotides. NCBI's taxonomy places the organism in Eukaryota, Viridiplantae, Streptophyta, Magnoliopsida, Brassicales, Brassicaceae. The record is from the annotation of a GenBank genome assembly.